AUGGGGGUCUUUGCGGUGCCGCUGAAGGGACUGGCGAAGCAAAGACGCCUUAAAGGCCAGCUGAAGCUUCCCCGACGCGGCGAAGGGGUCAUGGAGUCCAAGCUGGAGCUGUCCUCCGAGUUCGAUGCGGAGGAUCCGGAGUUGCGGGUGGAGGCGGCGAACCAGGUGGGAGCCAUGAACGUCACCAGCACCCUCUGGCCACCACAGCGCCAGCAGGCAGACCCCACGGAGCUGAGCCCGGUACAGCAGGAGACGACCGUGGGCCGCUUCACGGGCUCCGCGCCGGCCUUCGGGGCUUGGCCUUUCUACGAAGCGGACUACGCGCAGUUCCCCGCGGAGCUGCAGCCGCUGUCUGAGAAAGACAAAGAGCUCGAGAUUUACAAGGUCGUGGACUUCGUGUCCUCGAGCGCCCUGACGCGGGCUUUCGCCUUGGCCAGCCGCUGGCAGAAGCAGAAUUUGGGACGCUCAGCCGGCUUUGACCGACUGGGCGCUGGGGUCUUGAGCGGCUUCAAGCACACCAACCCCAUCCUCCUGCGCCAGCUGCAGGGCCUGAACGUCCUCUUGAGCUGGAGGGAAGAGCAAAAAGGCGGCGCCAGCGGUGCGCUUCCCGAUUUGUCGGAAGAGGGCCUCCUGGAGUUCCUGACAGAGGUCGGUGCCUCGGACUUCACGCAGAAGGAGUUCCGCGCCGUGGCACCCGUGGGCCGCGAGGCUCACGUAACCGGCUUGGUUGGGACCACCGGCUCUGCACUGGCCAUCUGGACCAAAGACAGCAGCCUCGACAUCCAGAUCUGUCUAGGGCACGACUGCCUCGACCAGGGCCCUGCGGCGGAGGAGCGGCUCCUGCGGCUGCUGGCUGGCCGAGCACGCGCUUGCUCGCUGCCGCUCCGCUGCCGCAGCCGCUUUACGGAGAAAGGCAAGCUACUGGUUCCCUGCAAAGCCUUGGGCUUCAAGCUGGUGCCUGGCGAGAAACACUUCGCAGAGGAUACCAGUGACCAAGAUGCCUUGAGCAAUCCGGAUUUCACCAAAGCAAAGAUCUUUGAGGCCCUCCCGGAAGCUGUUCCAGGAUUGCGCACAUGGCUGUUGCUCCUUUGUCUCGAGGAGCAGUUGGGACUGGUGAACGAGUGGUGCGACGAGCAGGGUGCGGCCACGUUGGAGGAGGUGAUCGAAAGCCGUGCGGAGUUGGCGGACUUCUUGACCGAGCGCGGAGACCUUACGCCCGGGGAGCGGCAAGCGCUCUUGGAGCGAGACCGCUGA
Molecule: messenger RNA, 1254 nt
Organism: Symbiodinium necroappetens
Lineage: Eukaryota; Dinophyceae; Suessiales; Symbiodiniaceae
Source: the annotation of a GenBank genome assembly